Messenger RNA from Scaptodrosophila lebanonensis, 1176 nucleotides. It is a transcript of the gene RpL22, whose product is annotated as 60S ribosomal protein L22. The record is from RefSeq and is a predicted model, not a curated record. Lineage: Eukaryota; Metazoa; Arthropoda; Insecta; Diptera; Drosophilidae. Gene Ontology annotation, biological process: cytoplasmic translation. The transcript is spliced from 3 exons. Gene Ontology annotation, molecular function: structural constituent of ribosome; RNA binding. The coding region runs from base 100 to 1008 and encodes 302 amino acids. Gene Ontology annotation, cellular component: ribosome.
GAAUUCGUCGGCCUACCUAUAUUUUUGACAGCUAGCGUUUCGUUCUUUUCCUGUUCAUCUUUCUUUCGUAACGCGCACGUCGCAAAGAGCAGUAACGUAAUGGCUCCAACUGCGAAGACCAACAAGGGUGAUACCAAAAGUGCUGCUAAGCCAGCUGAAAAGAAGGCCGCGCCGGCCGCUGCCAAGGGCAAAGUCGAGAAACCCAAAGCUGAAGCUGCCAAGCCUGCAGCCGCAGCUGCUAAGAAUGUGAAGAAGGCGCCAGAAGCCGCUAAGGACGUUAAGGCGGCCGCUGCCGCCAAGCCUGCUGCUGCUGCUAAGCCAGCUGCUGCAAAGCCCGCCCCUGCUAAGGAUGCCGGCAAGAAGGCUCCAGCUGCAGCCCCUAAGAAGGACGCAAAGGCAGCCGCUCCCGCCAAGGCUGCUGCACCGGCUGCCAAGAAACCAGCUGCUGCCACUGCUGCUGCUCCAGCUGCCAAGAAGGCUGCACCGGCCGCUGCCAAGGCUGCUGCUCCAGCUGCUGCGGCUGCCGCUCCAGCUGCACCUGCUGCUGCAGCUAAGCCAGCUGCCAAGCCGGCCGCACCCAAGCCUAAAGCAAAGACAGCCGCACCUGCAGCCACAUCCAGCAAGGUUGUGAAGAGGAACGUGUUGCGCGGCAAGGGCCAAAAGAAGAAGAAGGUUUCUCUGCGUUUCACCAUCGACUGCACCAACAUUGCUGAGGACAACAUCAUGGAUGUGGCCGAUUUUGAGAAAUACGUGAAGGCGCGUCUUAAGGUGAACGGAAAAGUCAACAAUCUGGGCAACAACGUCACCUUUGAGCGUUCGAAGAUGCAGCUGAACGUGACUUCCGACGUGCACUUCUCCAAGGCCUACCUCAAGUACUUGACCAAGAAGUACUUGAAGAAGAACAGUCUGCGUGAUUGGAUCCGUGUCGUUGCCAAUUCGAAGGAAUCCUAUGAGCUCCGCUACUUCAGAAUCAGCUCCAACGAUGAUGAAGAUGAUGAUGCCGAGUAAAAAUCGACUCAACACAUCAGUACAUUGCUGAGUCUCUAUGUUUUUAAUAAUCACCACACGAUCGUUUCAGCGGAGAGCGUGUUUUUUUAUGCAAGUAAUGAGACAAUGUAAAAAACAUAAAAGAAAAAAGCAGAGUUUUUACAAUAAAAUCUAUUAACUCGAAGCCAA